Menidia menidia (Atlantic silverside) is the source of this 6730-nucleotide messenger RNA. The record is from the annotation of a GenBank genome assembly. Lineage: Eukaryota; Metazoa; Chordata; Actinopteri; Atheriniformes; Atherinopsidae.
CAAUCCAAUGCUAUCACCUCCCAUCUGCCUCCUCUUCCUCGCUCCCUCCCUCUCCCGCUCUCCCUCCCUCUCAGCUGUCUCACUCAUUCUCGGAGUAGCACACCAAAGUGGAUAACGUCUCCUGCAGCCGGCAGCACAGACUCAUUUCUCCACACACCAGCUCUGAGUGGAUACUCAGCAGGGGUGUUUGAGAUAUUAGCGCGCUGUGGGGGAACGGCUCAGGGACCUAUUCCAUCCACCUACGAAAGGAGGAAUAUGGGCAAAUCGGAAAGCCAAAUGGAUAUCAUGGAGAAAUCAGGUAAACUUGGAAAGCGUCGCUGGACCGUUGCAGAAAUCGGUCUCUCCGUGCUGCUGUUGUUGGUCAGCUGUGCUUUGGCCGGGCUGGUUGUCCUCUACACAUCAGCACUGAAAGAACAAUCCAGCAGGCCAAGUGUCUCCUUGAGCUCAACAGGUGAAGGCCAGCUGUUUGGCUCCAGCCUCAACAAUGUGUGCACAACUGCGGACUGUGUUACUGCAGCUGCUCGCCUCUUGCAGAACAUGGAUAAGUCUGUGAAGCCUUGUGAUAAUUUCUACCAGUACGCCUGCGGGGGUUGGCUGGAGCGUCACGUCAUCCCCGAGACGAGCUCCCGACACAGCGUUUUCGACAUUCUGAGAGACAAGCUUGAGAUUGUCCUCAAAGGUGUUCUUGAGACAGUGAAUGAAGAGGACAGAGACGCCAUCAAGAAAGCUAAAGUACUUUACACAUCCUGCAUGAAUGACAGUCUCAUCGAGCAGCGCGACUCACAGCCCCUCCUGAAGCUCAUUGACAGUGUCGGGGACUGGCCUGUGGCAUCAGAGUACUGGAACACCACCACAGAGGAAGCAUGGAGCCUUGAGGACACACUGGCGAUACUGACGGCCCGUUUCCACAAGAAGGUCAUACUGGACAUGUAUGUGUGGACAGAUGACCGAGACUCUCAGCGCCACAUCAUCUAUAUCGAUCAGCCAGGACUUGGAAUGCCAUCCAGGGACUAUUAUUUCAACGAUGGAAACUACAAAAAGGUUCGAGAGGCCUACCUACAUUUCAUGAUCUCCAUUGCCAAAAUUACCAGAGAGGACAGGAACUUGACUCAAGAUGAUGACCGAGUGUGGGAGGAAAUGAUGCAAGUGCUGGAACUGGAGACAGACAUUGCUAAUGCGACAUCACCUGCAGAGGAGCGUCAAGAUGUCACCGUUCUUUACAACAAGAUGACUCUCAAUGAACUGCAGAGUACAUUCAGCCUGAAUGGUUUCAACUGGACACGAUUUAUUCAAGGUGUCCUGUCGAGUGUUUCCAUCGAUGUCCAACAGGAGGAGGAGGUGGUGGUGUACAGCUCUCCCUAUCUUGAGAAGAUGAAUGAAGUCCUUUCCAGACACAGUGUCCGAACUGUGCAGAACUAUCUCACCUGGCAGCUCGUUAUAGACAGAGUUAAUAGCUUGAGCAGACGCUUUAAAGACGCCAGAGCCCGUUACAGAAAGACGCUAUAUGGGACAACAGUGGAGGAUGCCUGGUGGCGGGAUUGUGUCAGAUAUGUUCAGAGCAGCAUGGAGAACGCAGUUGGAGCUCUCUAUGUGCGAGAGACAUUUGCAGGAGAAAGUAAACAGAUGGUUAGUGACCUCAUCGCUAAGAUCCAGACAGCCUAUGUAGAAACGCUGGAAGAGUUAAAUUGGAUGGAUGUUCCCUCAAAGGAAAAGGCAAAAGAGAAGGCAAUGGCAAUCAAGGAACACAUUGGCUAUCCAGACCAUAUUCUACAGGAAAGCAGCCAGAAGCUAGAUCAGGAAUAUGCUCAUCUGAAUUUCAGUGAGGAAAACUAUUUUGAGAACAUCCUUGAGAACCUUAAGUCUGAAGCACACAAGAGUCUGAAGAAGCUCAGAGAGCCUGUUGAUCCUGAUUUGUGGAUCAUCGGUGCUGCUGUGGUGAAUGCUUUCUACUCACCAAACAGAAACCAGAUAGGAAUCCUGCAGCCACCAUUCUUCAGUAAACACCAACACCAGGCCCUUAACUUUGGAGGAAUAGGAAUGGUUAUCGGACAUGAGAUUACUCAUGGAUUUGAUGACAAUGGGCGUAAUUUUGACAAAGAUGGUAACAUGCUAAACUGGUGGAGUAACUUCUCUGCUGAGCACUUUAAAGACCAGUCACAGUGCAUGGUGCAACAAUACGGCAACUUCAACUGGAAGCUAGCAGGUGGACAAAAUGUCAGUGGAAUCAGUACUUUGGGGGAGAACAUUGCGGACAAUGGAGGGGUUCGUCAAGCAUAUAAGGCUUAUCUGAAGUGGGUGGAAAUGGAGGGUGAAGAGCCUCAUCUACCAGGUCUAGACUUGGAUCACAAACAACUUUUCUUUCUCAACUUUGCCCAAGUGUGGUGUGGUGCUUAUCGGCCUGAAUAUGCCAGCCAGUCCAUCAAAACUGAUGCACACAGUCCUUUAGAAUACAGGGUCCUUGGAUCACUCCAGAAUUUUGAAGCCUUCUCAGAAGCCUUUCAGUGCAAAAAGGGCAGUCUAAUGAACCCUGAGCUAAAGUGUCGUGUCUGGUAGAAGUUCUGCUAUUUUUUGACCCAAGAAACUUAAAUCAAAAGAACAAGUUUUACUUUGUUGGUCUCCCUGGGACUUUGUGCUGACAAAUUAUUCCAAUUUAUUUGGUGCAUGGUGGAGUGAUAAAACAUUUGCAUAUACAGUACUAUUUAUGUAUUGAAGAUGUGUGAAAACUGAAUGUUAUUCUGGACUACUCCCUCUUUUCAAACUUGCUAGAGCAUCCUUUUGAGUUUGAAACACUGGAUGAUGAGGUUGCUUGUUCUUUUAAGCUGAAUCCCAGCACAAAUGAAGAGCGGUAACACGAAUUAAAGGACAGCAUAGAAAUGAUAAGACAUUGUAAGAAGGUGGAGGCUGAUACGACUGGGGUGAAACGCUUUUCCAGCUUAUAACAAAGUAAUUAUUCAAAAAAAAUCUCCUCAGCACAUCUUUAUGAUUUCAGCGGUAACAUGUGGCACAGAGUUGCCUUGGUCUGAUAUGUCUUUUUUCAAGACAUUAAAAAAAGUUUAAAGAUAGCGCAAAUAGAGAGCAAAUCAAGCUCUUAUAGAAGAAUAUGAAAUUAAUUGAAUAGGAUUUUUGCUGAAGUAAGGCUACAAUGAAUUAGUCACACUCUGAGAGUUUGGUUGCGGCUAUGUUAAAAGAAAUUGCUUAAAGACUUUAAGACUGUUAAAUCUUUGCAGCUUUAAGCUUAAAUUAACAUUCAUGGAAAGCAGCAGCUUUUCAUGUUUUUACACCUGAGGUUAAACAGUCAACAUUUACACAACUUUAUAGUGCUUUUUGUGAAUCCGUUUUCUUAGUUUCUUAAAUAUGUUCUCCAAACAAUUGCUACUCUAUACUUGCAGCAGAAACCUGUGUGUCGCUUGGGAUCAUUUGCCCUGAGAAAACAAUCUCCUGGUGGAGUGUUGAUGGCAUGCAACUUUUUUAGCUUUGGCAAAAUUCCACAAAUCUUUAUAAGCAGAGUGAUGUGAUAUCAGUAUUAUUAUGAAGGUUCAGAUCCGAGUCAUAGUGCAUGUUGGAAGCUAGUUCUUCGCACUGGACUGAGUUGGGAAACAUUUUGACAUGGUUAGUUUCUCACAUAAAACUAAAAUUAAACCUAUUUGCAUUCUAUCUAUAAGUUAGAUGUCCAAAACAGGGCUUGAUCUGUGUAACAACCCCUCUUUCUUCAUAUGAUUUCCUUUGAGGAAACCCCAGCGCACAGCUAUUACAAGACUUUUUGCCUCUGGGAAUAGCCAAUUACCUGCAAGAGAGAGGAAAACAAAAGCCCUUUGAUACACUGGCAUAUGGAGAGGCAGCAGAUGAAGUGCUUUGCUUUCUCAUCUUGAAUUGAUUAAUGUCCUGUAAGAUGAAAGGACGCGCUGAAUGGAGGUGACCACCGUGGCCAAUCCACGAGCCUGCGGGCAAACAAACGGAAGGGUGUUGUCAUUAACGAGAUGGCUUGGGCCAGGACUGUUAUUUUCUACCUUUAUUAACAGGUAAUGACGGGAGAAUCAAAGCCGAGCAGAGUCCCUGCUCGGGGAGAGGUUUUGAACACACCACAAACACCCAGCCAGUUUGAAUGUUUACUGUUGCUCGUCACAAUUUAGGAUGCCUUGGUAAACUGAACACGACUGUUAGGUCUCCGCAGAGGCUGCUGAACCGAAUGUGUAUAUAGACGCUUUUUUUUGUCCGUCUUCUUCAUUUUCUGGCGAAUACUGUCGCUAUGAGCAGAGUGAGAUGACGUGAGUCUCCUAAUGUAAAAGGCCAUAGUGUUGCCGUCUCAACGCAGACGUUUGGCAGUUUGGAAAUGCACUCCACAGAGAGCACCGGUGCUACAGUCAACACUGCUUCCUUGGUGCAGGAGGGCUUGACUUCUGGGGCCUUUCUGUGCAGAGUUUCCAGAUGAUCUCCCCAUGCCUGUGUGGGUUUCCACCCAAAGACACGAAUGUCAGGAAAAAAAACAAGAUUCUGUCUAUUUGUCUCCCCGUGUUAGCCCUGUGAGGGACUGGUGACGGUCCAGAGGCACCCAGCACUCCUCCAGCGAUGGCUGAGACAGGCAGCAACUCUGAACAGCUUAAAGCUCACUCCUAAAUCAAUUGAUUCUCUUUGGUGGGAAACAGUGAGCUAUGCUCUUUAGAGUUUGUUAUAAUUCUGUCACUCCACAAGUGUCUCCUUAUAUUUUCCAAAGUAAUUUUAAUCAAACUCUUUAAGGGAUUCAGCAAAAAUAAAUAAAUCAGGCAGCGUCUUAAAACAGAUUUGAAAUUAAUAAAAUCAGUAUUUUGGAUCAUAUUUAGAACUCUAACACAGAUUUGCGUUUUCCAUCAGCCACCAUUGAACUUUAAUAAUGCAUCAUAAUUUAUAUGGAAACAGGUUUCCAACUUUUUUUCAAACAAUAAUAAAUACUUUUUUCUUGCCUCUUACAAGUUCUAGUUAAGAGGAAAGCUGUGAUAUUCUUCUGAAAAGCUCUUAAACAGAAACAAAGCCCCAAAAUCUUCCUCCCUUCGAUCCAAAUUUCCCAUCACUAACCAACUCCCCUUCUGGAAGAGUUAAAUAACUGGGCUGCAAACUUCUAAUUAUAAAGUAAAAAUAGGGUGAAAUUUCUGUUUUGAUUCGAGUCCAAUGUAUCACAUCUUCAAAAAACCAAAGCAGCCAAAGCUCGACCAAGAGAUACUGUCUGCGAGCUAGCAGAAAAGUUAAGGCCAGCAACUUAAGGCCAACUUCUGAACUGAUUCUUUCAAACUGAUUUGUUGAUUGACUGUGUCUGGCAAAUGCUGGUAAUAUAAAACUAUGUCCAAUUUUCCCUUUUGACAUGAUACUGUUAACAUGAAACUGGUGAAAAAAUCAGCGGACACUUAUUCCUGGAGUUUUUUAUGAACUCUGUGAAACAUGUCAUGGCGUUUUCACUUUCUUAUCUCCCCCCUUUUUUAAAACAUCCUCAUGCAACAAAAUGGUAACGUAGAGUUUGACCCUGUUCGAUGAAAAACUACACUAAAGACUUCCUGGCAUGAGGUAGGAAUCAAAGAGAUUCUCAUCUCAAAUCUCACAAGGCACCCUUUAAUCAUCGCUGCUGCUCCUUUAGAGACGAAGUUUAACCUGUGGUUUAGCUCCCUGAAAAAAGGUUGUUCUGGCAGACCUGCAGCGGUCAGCAGAUAAACGUCAUGAGAGCAAGAAUUUCUUGGUAAAUGUAUCAAAAUGUUGAAAUAUAUUUCAGUCUAAUGUUUUGAGAGGACACACGGCAAAUUCUAAGUGCCACUCAGCCUGUAAGUCAGCACGGAUGAAUCUUACAUGAUAAGACUGCGAUUGCCACUAAUUACCAGAGCAUCAGGAGAGGUUGCAUAGCAACGCUUCAGCAGCCAGUGGGGAUUCUAUUGCUUCAGAUUCAAAGAUGUUUGGGAUUAUUUGUGGCAAAAACUGAGAGCACAGCUUUUUGUGUUUGAUGGAGAGUCUUUCCUUUACUUUGAAAAUCCAAACUUAGCUUCUUGACCAAUAGAGGGAAGUAGGGAUAGUAUGUUGUGACUGGGUGCAAUGAUAAAUGUAACAGCGGGCACAUUUAGUUGCAUUUGGACAGGCUAGCAGCAUUUCCAGUUUCCUGUGCUAAUGUCAGCUGCAGCAAUAUUUGAUAUUUGACAGCGGUUGAGAAAAGAAACAUCUUUCUGUUAACUCCUAUUAAGCUAAGAUUACCAAACUGUCAAACUGAGGAUAAGAGGCACACUAACCUAGUCUGGAAUACAAUUUAAAAAAUGAAGCCAGAGGAUGAGUUCCAAUUCUGGGCUGUUUUUUAAAAGAACAACUAUCAAGACUCUGUUUUUUUUUGUCUGGUUUUCCUGAGCAAAAAAGUGCAAAUGGAAAACUAGAGUAUAUCAAGAGUAUAUAGAAUAAACCAUGUUGUUGUGCAUUGUGCAGAAAAUCUGAUAAAAAAUCAGGUAGUUUUAGCUUCACAUACACUUAAAUGGUUAAACUGUGUCGUUUUGAAGUUACCAGCUAAGUACAAAGGAAUCCUUUUUGCUAUAUAUGAACAAGUUUAAUCUGUAUACCCAGCAAAGAAGUUUAUUUAUCUAAAGGAAUAUUUAUGAAGUAAAACUGUUGCUUUGCAAGAACUCAGAUGUUAAAGAUGUUUCUAUGAAUGUUCCUGCUGCUAUGUAAUUAUCUAGACUGCUAUUUUUGUGACUCAGAUCUGUAAUUAUUGCCAUUAAAGUGACUGUCUCAA